Drosophila kikkawai is the source of this 3233-nucleotide messenger RNA. It is a transcript of the gene D12, whose product is annotated as YEATS domain containing 2 homolog D12. Lineage: Eukaryota; Metazoa; Arthropoda; Insecta; Diptera; Drosophilidae. The record is from RefSeq and is a predicted model, not a curated record. Gene Ontology annotation, biological process: chromatin remodeling; regulation of transcription by RNA polymerase II. Gene Ontology annotation, cellular component: ATAC complex; NuA4 histone acetyltransferase complex. Gene Ontology annotation, molecular function: histone binding.
UCCGGCAACGUCGCUAGUCUAUUUCGUUUGCUUUGCGCCUCCUCGUUCGCGUCAAUUGUUUAUACAGUUUUUGGUAAAUAAACUGCCAAAACCGCGGCUUAAAUGUGCAAGGAGCUGUUCUGGCAUACCUUAAAGCUGUUCCCCUUCGAACUCACGUGAUACGUGCCCCGUGCGUGUGAUCGCGACCACGCACAUGGACCAGCAGACGCCGACGACGCCGUCAAAGAAGCGCAGACACAGCGAGUACCAUGAUCCGGACUACCACCAGACGGAGCCACCUGGUCAGCAGCAGCAUGAACCUGUGGCGGCCGUGGAGUCGAAACGGCUCAGGGUGGAGCAGGAGACGCCGGAAAAUAAGGCGAAGCCGCAAUCCGCCGAGACUAUGCGUCGUAUCUGCGAGUUGGUGCGUCAGGAGUUCCAGUGUGAAAUCACCCAAAAGAUCGAGCAGCUAACCGAGAUCGAUCGGCGACUGCUCCAAGCCCGCCAGCUACUGGACAGGCUACGCUACCUGGUGGUCAGCGAGUACUACCAGAAGCAACAGGUUCCCCUCAACGCCGCCGACGUGGCCAAGGUGCGGGGCGACAGUCUCUUCGCGGACGAGGGCUCUCUGCCGCAGUUGCCUCUGCAUCCAGCCAUAAAGAAGAUUGUGGGCAAGCGGCCGAUUCCCAUACAGAAUCAUCUACCAGAACGCACAGCAGCGACGCUAGCGAAGCAAACGAUCAGGCUGCGGAAUCCGGCACAUCGGCGGGCGGAAAGACGGCGACAGCAAAAGAUACGGGAUCAAGGCAUAGUCAUCGAUCACUCAAAGGUCACAUCCGAUCAGCAGAAGCCGGAAGCAGCACCCGUUGCUGUGAAGCUGGAGGACGAGCAGCCGUGCACCAGUCGACAGGCGUACGAAAGGCAGUUGGAGCUGAAUGCCUCGCGGCUGAACAACAAGAACAAGUUUAACUUUGUGGUGGGCAACACAUCCAAAUAUAUUGGCGAAGGCCUCCGGGAGAGCUCCAGCGAGGGCCAAGCUAUGAUAUACAAGUGGUUGGUCUAUGUGCAAGGCAAAGAUCUUCCCCAACCCCUGAACACAUACAUCAAGAAGGUGCGAUUCCAGCUGCAUCACUCGUACCGGCCCAACGACAUUGUAGACGUGCACAGUCCACCGUUUCAACUGUCUCGACACGGCUGGGGCGAAUUUCCCAUGCGCAUCCAGCUGUUCUUUCAGGAAGCCCUGCAAGAGAAGCCCGUCCAACUGAUGCACACGGUUGUGCUCGACAAGAGCAUGUCAGGCCUGCACACGAUGGGGGCGGAGACCACGGUGGAGAUCUGGCUAAAAGCGGAACAGGCGUUGACAAAUCGUCAACCUGAUAAACCUACGUCCACUUUCCAUCUGCCUCCUGCAUUGGCUGCUCUUCCGGAACCAGCACCGUCUUUGGAUUCCUGUAAGCCGCGCACCAUAUCAAUCACUCAAAAUAAGGAAGAGCUGGAUGACAACCUCUUUGCGGGCAUCAACAAGAUUGAGCUGAGCGAUGAUAUCGAGCAGAUCGAACCCACUGUCCUGGUUUCGGAGCCCCUGAAGCUCAGCUACAGCCCGAGAAAGCAGCAGCCAGCCACCCCGCCCAGGCCUCAGCUUCGAUUGAAUGCCGCACCAGUGAGUGCUUCCCGGCCCUCAGUCGUCUAUCUGCCGGUAAACGGUAGAGCUCAGAAGCAGGAAUCUUUGCGAGAACAGGAACACAGGCCAGAAGCCUCACCCCAAAGGCGGUGGCAGGAGUCCCCACCAGAAAGGCCUCUCAUAAAGCCAGUGCACAAUGGCCAUCACCAAAGAAAGAAAAACAUGGUAUUUCAGAAAGCCGGUAAGCUGUACAUCAUCGAUCCUCAGCAGCGAAAGCUAAAGCAGUCCGCGAAGCAGCAAUCGCUACUGAAGCCGCAACUGAGUCUGCUCAAGGCACCGACUGCGAUGCGCUGGCAUCUCCUGCAGUGCAUCCAGCACGAUCACGGAUAUGCGAAUAUGAGCACGAACGACGUGGACGAGAAGCCAAUAUUUCUGCACAGCGUCACAACACCAAUUUCUACCUCUUCCUUGCAAACCGGACCUCGUCGAUUGCAACAGUCCUUUGUCGGCGUAAAGUUCUGGAGCAUGCGCAGUGCCGUGGAGUUCCUGCUGCGUCGAAUGCCGCUUGCAAAAAUAAAUCACAAGGCGGAAGAAGAGUAUCCAUUCACCUGCUCCACUAUGGAAGCAUUUCAAGCCAAAACUGCUCUUAAACAACGGUGUUACGAAUACCUGCGGGCCCGCGUUCUACGUCGCUACCUCACGCAGCACCUCAAGCUGCAGCAGUUGGAUGCCAGUGGUAGGGAACACUACUGGAGCUUACGAGAGAUCGUGGGAUUCGCCCGCGUUCACGGUUACACGCCUCCACUUAAAAUGCUAACGUCCGGCGGGGAAUCGGAGCAGAAUCGAAAGCCGGGAGCUGAAGAACAGCUAGCUCAGCGGGUGCAGGAGCAGCUGAAGGAGGAGCCACAGCCGCAACUGUCGGCCUACUGCAGUCUUAGCACCAGAAAUCGGCUGGACGCUUGGAUGGACAAGCAAAGGCUACUUCUGAAGGGGCACGAUCAAAAGAUGCUGGAUCAGGAAUUCAUCGAUGUGUUGGGUGUGGACAGACUUCAUUCCGAAGACAACUCCAAAAGAAGGGAUCGAAGAAGUAGAUCCCUCCAAGAAGUGAAUAGCCGAACCCAGCUUUGCCUGCCUCCGCCAGAUUAUCUGGAUUCGGAGGCACAACUGGUUCAGGUCAUGUGCAAGGAUAUAAACAUAACACUGGAGCCGGAGGAGUCUCUGCCAGGCGUCUCCCAGCCCUUGGCGCUCUCCCUGAUGGCACACGUGCUGCGCACGUUUGUCGACCGAUUAGUACGCCGCUCAGUGGCGGUCAAACUGCAGCAGGAUACGAUGGAACAGCUUCCGUCGCCAGCGGCCAAUGCGUCUCUAUGCCUGCAGCCACACGACAUCGGCCGGGCCAUCGAUCAGUGCCCCGAGCUCGACUUUUUGGGCAAUACUCACCUGGGCGUUCAGCCCAUGGAGCCACCAACCUAAUCACGGGAUGCCAUAGCCCAAAAUCAUUUAACUGUACGUUCGAUUACGCAUACAUAUUAGUUCAAAUUCUGCUGGGAUAUUAGUCGAUAUCUAAAUAGUCUCUUGUACUAGUUCGUAAGCAUAAGGAUAGGCAAUAAAUUAAAUAAUUUUUAUACUUGAA